Amphibalanus amphitrite is the source of this 4482-nucleotide messenger RNA. RefSeq lists its product as uncharacterized. The transcript is spliced from 4 exons. Lineage: Eukaryota; Metazoa; Arthropoda; Thecostraca; Balanomorpha; Balanidae. The coding region runs from base 109 to 1416 and encodes 435 amino acids. The record is from RefSeq and is a predicted model, not a curated record. Gene Ontology annotation, biological process: regulation of apoptotic process; apoptotic process.
GCCGCCAGUGAUGGGUGCGUGCCGCUCCGGUGCCGGUGUGGGCCGCCGCCAGUCGCCCGGCCACCGCACCAUGGCAGCCGCCGCACGCUAGACGCGCCGUCACCGGCCAUGGAGGCCGACCGCGACCCGUCGGCCAGCACGUCCGAAGGAAGGAAGAGACCCUACAAGGUCUGGGACCAUCGACGCUACGCCAAAAAGGCCCUGGUGGCCGGCUCGCUGACCGAACUCAUAGCCAGAGGCCGCGAGAAGCUGCGCUAUGAGGCCGUCGGCAGCGUGUCGGCUGUGCUGGAGACGGACGGCACGGCCGUGGACGACGCCGAGUACUUUGCCACACUGCCCGACAACACCGUCUUCCUGCUGCUGCGCGAGCAAGACCGAUGGGUGCCGCCCGGCGUCGACGUCCUCAGAGCAGCGCUGACCUGCAUUCCACGCAUCGUCUGCCAGACAAUGCAGGCGCUCGACCUGCGGGACGAGGCGCCCUCCUGGAAGAUCGCCGACAACCGCGGGCAGGUGACGGUGCAGCUGCACUGGGACUCGAGCCGCGGCGUGCCCGGCACCGAGCGGCGCCCCCACCUGGUGGUGCGCGGCAUCGGCGAGAUGCCCAGUGAGCCGCCGGACGCGCCGCCGCCGGUGCCGCCGCACGGCGCGCCGCCGCCCUACCCGGCCCGGCUCAGCCGCCAGGGCAGCUCGGUCGAGUCGGCCACCGCGCCGCACGUGCACACGGCCGAGUGCGGCGCGCCGGCGCACCACCACCACCAUCACCACCACGCCGCGCGCGGCUCGCCCGCCGAGAAGACGUGCGACUUCCACUGCUGCGCGCUGCAUCGGGCCGGCGUCGGUGGCGGGCCCGCCUCGGCGGCCGCCAUCACCAAGUCGGCGGCCACCUCGCCGAUCCAGGAGGUGGCCGGCGCGCGGCGACAGCCCGGCCACGUCCGCUUUGACGGCACGCUCCGGGAGGCGCCCGCGGCGGCGCCGGCGCCUCCCGAGGCCAAGGGUGGGCCGUCGACCUCGGCAGCGGCGGGCGGCGCGGUGGGCGGCAGCGACAGUUCCGAGUCAGAAGAGGGAGAGGACAACACCGCCAACGAGGAGGGCACCAGCACCAAGCUGCUGCUGCUGGUCGACCAGCUGUCCGUGGAGCGGACACGCUACCUCAGCAUCAAGGACAUCGGCGUCAUCCUGGAGCGGCUCAGCUCCAAGAUUCUGGACGUGGAGCGGAUGGAGCGGCAGCUGGACGGAGACGACUGCCGCACCUGGACUCUGAAGGCCACCAUCCGCGGCGACGUGCUGCGCGAGAUCGGCGUGGUGUACCACGGCCACUACCACAGCAUCAGCGAGCACCCGCGCUACGCGCGCCGCUCUCAGCCGCCGCCGCCGCCGCCGGCACCGCCGGCCGCCGAGCCGCCGGCCUCUCAAUGAGAGCACGGGCCGCCGGCCGACCCCGAGCAGAGCACCUACGUCCCGGCCGAGACGGUGGGCAGGUGGCGCGACCAGCUGCUGCAGGCGCGCCAGCAGCAGGAGCGGCUGCUGGCCGCCGCGCAGCCCAGCACGGUCGGCGUGCUGCUGGACCCGGCGCCAGUGCCGGCGCCGGCGGCGCGGCGGCCGGCGCGCAAUACCUGCUGCGCCUGCUGCCUGGCCGAGGACUCGUCGCUCUGAUCGGGGGCGGCCGGCGGCCGACAGUCGGGCCCCGCGGCGGCCGCCGAGCCGACCGGCCGCCGCAGCUGCUCCUUCACAAGCGCACAGUGCCAACCGAGCCGCCACCCGGGCGCGGCGGACUCUCAGCUGCAGCUGGUGGUGUAGUUUUUGACGUUGAACAUUUUGGGGUGCGCCGUUUGCGCGGCGUCCGGAGCGCGUGUGACCGGCGACCGGACAGACGUUUGUUGUGGCCGCUGCUGUGUGUGGUGGGCGGCUCGCCGUCGCGCGGGUCGCCACGGCUCAAUAACCGGCGUGGUUUUCGCGGGCUCGUACGUCGCCGGCACCGGUCGCGCAUCGGGGACAAGGCUGCACCGACUUCACCGCAGAUCAAAAUGGCUCAACAAUAACGAAAAUCGAUAAAUUGGCAACGUGGAUGACCAAAAGCUUAUCCCCAAAAAGAAAAUAGGAAAAAUAUAAACAAUUGAGGCCGGUGACUUAUUGCCUUACUAUUUUAGAAAAUGGUCACGAACUCACAACCGGUGACGCGAAAUAGUAUCACAGUUGGACAAAAAUUGAGUUUGAACGUGAUGUGCUGCAUAAUUUUAUGCAUUGAGGUGCAUAUUUGAUGAUUCGUAGAUGAGCUAUUGAACGCUAAUUGAACGAUGUUUCAAUUGGCAUUUGUGAUUGUUGAUACAUAACUCUUGUACUGGUUCCUUCGCCAGUAUUCUUUCAUCUUUUCCAUAUACAAAUCCGUUGCACUAGCAGUUCCUAAAAAGUUCCUUUCAAACACUAUGUCUUCGGGCAGCAAGACCAGAUUUUUCCAAACCAUGAUUUUGCACGUUUCACUUCCCAACCAUAGCCCCUAUGCGCCCUCAAGACCCGCCCUUAUUCAACGCCUCUCCAACUCCGUAACUAGCAGUCUGAGCCCCUCCGGCCGUCUUCUCUGGCACCGCUCCUUCGGACGCCCUUCCGUCGGCGAAGGGGCCAAUUUGACGAGCGGCUGGCUCCGUGCGGCCGCUGCGGUCGACAAAUCGGAUCUAUUUAUCGGUGAGCACGGCACGUGGCUGGGCGCCGGUGAGGGCCACGACCCGCUGUUGGUGCUGCCGGGGCGGGCCGCCGCCGCCGCCGCCGCCGCCGGCCCGGAGCCGCGGCGCCGGCGGUCGUGGACUGACAGCGCCGGCGGCGGUCCUCGCAACGGGGCCGCCGCCGGCGCGCUGCCGCCCCGCGGCUGAGGCUAGCGUACAGACGGGUCACUACAGAGCUUUAACGCUGCGUCGUUGUUCGGUGUUGCUGCGUUCCGUGACGCGCCGACCCGAGCGGCGCGGGCCCGGCCAGCGUCCACAACUGCCACGCGUGUUGCUGUAGAGAGCGUUGUGAGAGACCGUCUUACCUUUUUACUUGAGUGAGAAGACAUUUGACGCUCAGCACAAACACUGCAUUAGUGUCCCUUGGUACCGUCGUUGUAUGUUUGUUCAUUUGUGGAGCGGUGGAUUUGUGGAGGAACCUCAUGCUUAGUGUAUUAUCGCGGCAGCCCAUCAAUCGAUAUAUGAACUAUGUGUCUCCAGGGACGGAGCCAGGGACGCGCCGUGACAGACCACUCGCAAAUUGCACUGUGACGAAAAACUAUUCCAUAAAUCGCCGCCAAACCUGUUCAUUUCGGUGUGACUCCAGCGACUGCCGCAGCAGUCUGAGUAGUCAGGGCGCCCCUGCCCUUUAGGUCCCACCGUCUCCGGUCGGCCGCUGUUCCGGUCCGACCGUCCCCACUCAAUGUGUCUGGCCGGCUGUCCGCGCCGCUGCCCUGGCUGCGUCCCUGUCCCGGGGCGUCGGACGGGGGCCCGACUCCCCGGCCCCGCUCAAUGCUUGGUCGGCCGACUGCAGCGCGCCGCCGGCCGGCGCUGGUCGCCGAGCGCGCGCGCCAAGGCACGUGACGCGGCCGCCACGUCUGACACGCGUCUCCUCCGGACCGGCGCCGCCGGACCACGUACAAGCAGCGCUGUCGGCGUUUUGGAGACGGCGCGCGCGUUUUUCUACAGCCGCGUCGGCAGCGGCAGCAAGUGGGCCGUGUCGCCACUGCAGGCCGCCCUACCGCCCGCCUGCGGUCGCGCGCGACAAAAUCUGUGACAAUCACUGCCGCAUUUUACCGAUAUGCCGAGGCCGCUGGGAGGAACUGAGCCGUGCGCGUGUUGUGACGAGGUGGUGCGCUUGUGACGGCGUUUGGACGCGGCUGGCAACUGCAACAGGCCAGGCCGGGCGGGAAAAACGGCGCAAAUGCCAGACUGAACGACGCUGAUUCACAUAAACAGAUAAUGUAGCGAGAAGGAAGAACCACAUAAAAUGUCGACACCAAAUACUUACAUUCAUACUUUUCAGGUAGUCUGUUGAAUAAAAUAUAAAAAUCACAACCCACAUGAACCCACACGCAUACAUACAUCCACUCAUAUAAACACAAGCAAAUAACUACACAUACACACAUACAUGAACCACGAAGUGACAGAAGCAAGCGCCAGGACAGUUGUCAUUUGUUCCAGACGAAACGUGUGUGCCAUACGUGGUUGUUUACAGUUGUCUCGCUCGUUUGCCGCGUGGUUUUCAUCCCCGUGACCAGCCAAUGCGUAUGAUUGUCCAUACGCGGCGGGGCCGGUCGCGCGGCACUGGGCCGGCGGGUGUCUGGUGGCGCGCGGGCGGGGUCGCCGUUGACCUAUGUUUGGAGGUGGGACGCUGUGCACGUCGGGCCUCGGUGGGAGCCGGUAUACAGAGUACUGACUGACACUGCCCUGGGGAGCGGGUGGCCGGCGCCCACCGCCCGUUACCGUCACUGACUCAUGUUGCUGGUUAUAAUACACGUGCGAA